AUACACAGUGCCAUUCCAAAGAACCAUUGCUCACAGCUGUGCUAAACUAUAAACGCUAUGCUUAACGAUAGAUAGUGUUUAAGGGUUUUCAAGCUCUGUGUUAUUUAUAUUUAACGACGUAACGCUAUUAAUCGUGUCUCUCUACCGUAAGAGCUUAACGCUAGAGUAGAGAUAAUCGUACGAGAAAUCGGAUGAGAAAUCAGCCGCGUUUGUACAUAAAGCCUGAGAUUCAUUAAUGCGAGCAAGCAAAUUGUGAUUCAAAUUGAUUAGAGAUGUUACCAAAGGGAGAUUGAACCAAUUUUCUACGCAAAGCUUUAGAUUCGGAGAGAAGAAUAUGACCAAAGGUGUAAAGGCAAAUCUGCAUUGGUAGCGAACUUUCUCAGUGACGCUUCGCUAUGUCUUGAGCAAUUUAGAAAAGGAGGAAGAAAAGUUUAUUUUGACAUUUACUACGAGCGGUAUAUUAUCGCAUGCUAAACAUGGCGAGAAAAAGUGACAAUGCGAAGAGCAUCAAUAUCGCGGUGGUUGGGCUUUCCGGCACGGAGAAGGACAAGGGACAGGUCGGCGUUGGCAAGUCGUGCCUGUGCAAUCGUUUCAUGCGCUCCAUGAGCGAUGACUACAACGUGGAGCAUAUCUCGGUGUUGUCGCAGUCCGACUUCAGCGGACGUGUGGUGAACAAUGACCACUUUUUGUAUUGGGGCGAAGUGAUUAAAACGGCGGAGGAUGGGACGGAGUUUCAGUUUCAAGUUAUAGAGCACACGGAAUUUAUAGACGACGCGUCGUUUCAGCCGUUCAAGGGUGGCAAAAUGGAACCGUAUGCGAAAAGAUGCGCCGCUACGAAGAUCACGAGCGCGGAGAAGCUUAUGUACAUCUGUAAAAAUCAAUUGGGCAUAGAGAAGGAGUAUGAGCAAAAGGUUUUACCUGACGGUAAAUUGAACAUCGACGGAUUUCUGUGCGUGUUUGAUGUGAGCCUCGUGCCGAAUAGGGCAAUCGAGAAGCAAGUUGAGAUUGUGGCGAAUAUCCUGAAUAAUUUGAUGAAGACAAAGAAGCCGAUAGUGCUAGUAACGACCAAGAACGACGACGCGAACGAGCAGUUUGUUAAGGAAGCCGAGAAACUGAUUAUGCGCAAGGAAUACAAGGGAUCAAUCCUGAUUGUCGAGACCUCGGCCCACGAGAACAUCAACGUGGAUCUGGCGUUCAUGAUUCUGGCACAAUUGAUCGAUAAGACAAAGAUGCGUAGCAAAGUGGUACCGUUCGCUGAGGCGGGCAGAUCCAGGAAGGAGCUUUUGGAUUCGUCGACGGAAUCGUUGCAGAGAUUAAUCCGGAUACAUGUGACCGAUUAUCGUACCUUAUGGUCGCAGGCCUCCAAAAAACUUGCGCAACUCAAAGAGUUCUCCACUUUCGUCGAGUUAUUCGGUAUCGAAGCGACGCAGAGAUUGUUUAGAAGGCAUAUUAAAAAACUGAAGGACGAACAGAUAGCGAAAAAAAUACAGGGCUAUCUGGACAUGUUGCCGGAUAUACUUCACGAAAUCUGUCCGGAUAUAUCGAAUUUAAUUAACGAAGAAUGGUCAGCAGUACAACAAUACAUAAAGGCACAUCCCGACUUUGAUCAGUAUUUUUACGAAUGCCCCGAAGAUAUACCAUGGAUCGAUUGUGAUUUCGGGGAGAACAAUGGCACGAAAAUUCCGUACGACGUACUGGAAACUCCUGAGGCAGAAACCGUAUUCAAAAAUCAUAUAAAUGCUUUACAGCAGGAGCAACGGCGACUAGAACUUCCAAAAAGGUGGAAAAAACAAUUUAAGCAAUUGUUGGAAGAAACUGGCUAUGUUACGCCUGGGAAACAUUUGUCUGAAGUUAGAGUUUUAUUUAUGGGGAGGGAUUGUUUUGAGGAGCUUUCUCAUCACGAUUGUCAAGAAAUUUAUGAUCAGCAUCAGAAGGAAAUUAUUGAAAAGGCAAAACACAAUUUUCAAGAAUUAUUAUUGGAACACGCUGAUCUAUUUUAUCACUUCAAAAGUAUAGCUCCAUCUGGAACUAUUACGCAGGAUGAUAUAAAAGAAAUUACAGAUGCAUUAUUGGAUGAUUUUAGAUACAAAGCAUUAGAUAGAUUAGAUCAAGAUAGAAAGUUAAUGUUGUUUCAACAUUUGGGAUUCGUACAUUGUCCUAUAAGAGAACAUUGCCCCGCUUAUCCAAAUUGCAUGGAUGCACUUAUAGAAAGAAUACUCGGAACGAAAGCUCACAGACCUUCCUCAUGGAAUCACAGUAGCCAGUGGCAGUUAACGUCGGACAACAAUCAGUUAAAUUUAGUUAUACUCGGAAGUAACGGGCUAAGCGAAGAGUUUGCUCGCGAAAUAAGGGCACAAACGGACGAUGAUGAAGUAGAGAUAGAUUGCCAGCUGUACACUCUUGGAUAUCGUAUCAUAGACGGCGAUGUCGGGCUGCCGCAUAAUUCUUUCACUACCUCCGAUUUUAUGCCGCAUGGAUCUUUUUGUAUCUAUUCGAAUGAAGAUUCAUUUGAAUACAUUCGAUCUUCUUUAGAGAAAACCUUGUUAUCAAAUCUAGAGCAAGAAGACAGGCUACCAUUUCAAGGAUUGCCCAUUGUAAUAAUGUUUAUACCAGAAGCCAGUAUUGAUGAAAUGGAGGCCAUGAAACUUAGAGAAGAGGGACAAAAUCUCGCUGACAGUUUGCAAUGUCCGUUUAUUGAUGUCUGCAUUGACGAUCUGGAACAGGAGAAACAUAAAAGGUUUCCGACUUCACUGGUAAAAGACGCUUUGCAGCAAUUGAUACAAUCCAUAAAUCAUAGAGCUGGUUUUUUAAACAUAUAUCAAAGUGUUAUCGAAUGUCUGGAGCCUGACAUUAGGAUAAUAAUGUGUAUGUUCUGCGGCGAUCCUUAUUCGGUUGAAAAUGUUCUCGGUCCUUUACUCAAUCAUCAAUGUUGCUUUCUCAGCGGAGAUAGAUCUAUAGUUUUGGAAACGUUUUUGGGAGAAUGUAAACGUCGAGUUGAAGUCAUUAUCUCGAGUUUUCACGGAGCCAAUGCGUUCAGAGAUGAAUUAGUGCACGGUUUUAUACUUGUCUAUUCUACAAAGAGGAAAGCCUCUCUCGCAACUUUAAAUGCCUUUUCCACUAACAUACCAAAUCUACCAAUACAAAUAAUGGCUGUGACCGAUACUGGCGGCGCGAAUGCUUUCUUCAGUAACGACUUAAGUCAUCUACUUAUCACAGAGGGAAACGCGAUUGCAGAUAAAUUAGAGGCACAUUUUAUGACAUCCGCAUCCAGCUGUCAACAAAAAACUGCGUUUUACACGCCCUUCUUCAAAGUGGUAUGGGAAAAGAAACCUGAAAUCGAGCAGGCAUUUAAUAUGGAGGAGCCGGGGAAUUUGAACGAUAGCGGAGAAGGCACUCUGGAAUAUUCGGCUUUACAUCCGAUGCCGCCACCGCGGCACGAGAGCUAUCACCUUCAGACACCGGAUGACGGUAUGUCUGUAACUUUUAGAAGCGGCUCCGAGUCGUAUGAACAGUUGACACCCGACGGUGAUCUAGGUGACACUGGUUUGACUGAACAAUUUGCCGAUCACAGGGCCACACCAAGCGACGACAGUGACAUUUACAGCCAGGUUGAUUUCUAUCGGGAGGAGAGGGAAAGAGAUCUAAUGAAAAAUGAAGAUAUCACAAAUAAAUUAUCUGGUUGGGUAAAGGACACGUUCAUGCAUCAAGACGGAGUUAACAGUUACUCGCACAGAGCCUUUACGACGGGUCGACGAUAUAUCUCCCAGAUUAAGCCACGACCAAAAGGCAGCAGUCAGACUCUGAAACAGCCCGGGAAAAUCAAUCUGAAAGAUUUUUCCAAUGUAACAGACGUGAUAUCUAGAAUGACGAUUGGCGAGAAGGAUGAGCAUGGUCCGAAAAUGACAAUGGGUCACGCUCCUCUCGCUACUCCGGAACUGGUGGAUCUUGGCUCCGAGUACGCACAGGUGAAGGAUGUCGUUCCGAACAUGUAUUCGGCCUACGACGGCGAUUAUAUGUACGCCUUGGUGCAAGAUUCUAUCGGCAAUAACAAAUCCAAGUUGCGCCACCGACGCGAAAAGGGACAGCCAUCAUACAGCGAUUCUGACUCGGAGUGGAGUUCCUUGGAGAGACAAAGGGCGACGGACGCCCUGAUUAAGGGGAAUAAGAAGUGUUCGUCACACAAACGAAUACGCAAGAAACGUACGGCGAUACCGGUCGCGACACCAAAAGUGCCGUCAUUGGCCAGCAUGGGUAGCGGUGACGGUAUUGUCGGUCUAAACUACAAUAUGAAGGAUGAUAAGAAUUGGCGUGUUGAUCCUGCGGAAAGAGUAUCUAGCGAAACGCCCGAUACUUCCGAAUCAAGCGAUCCGGAACACACCUCGAGGUCCAGAUCGAAACAAUAUAAAUAUGCCGCGGCUAGUUUGCGGAAAAGAUUUUCCGGAAAUUCUCUGCAACAGCAAUACUUACAACACCCGUUUAAUAUGAAACAUAUGACGCAGGAGAUGUUCAGCGCCUCCUCCAAGCAAAGGAGUGAAAAUACGUUUGGCAUUCCAGAUGAUGAAUCAAGUCUAGAUGUCUCUUCGCCUCGUGAAAUUAAUUCUCCUAGUUUUGGUAUAUUAAAUAAAUCGAAGGACAGCGACAAGUUAACCAGGAAAAAAGACAAGCAAAAAGCAAAGGAAGACGAAAAGUUGGAAAAAAGAAGACAAAAAGAGGAGAAACUUAAGAAACAUGCAGAGAAAGAAAAAGAGAGGGAAAAGAAGAAACAAGAAAAAAUAAAACAGACCAAAGGCCCCGGAGGAACACCGAUCUCUGGUCAAUCGCAGCAACCCUUGAUUGAGGAUUUUGCACAGAGCGAUACGAAUCGGAUACCUUUAUUCCUUGAGAAAUGCGUGCGAUUUAUCGAGGACGAGGGAUUAGAUUCGGAAGGAAUAUACAGAGUACCCGGUAAUCGUGCGCAUGUGGAAUUGCUGUUCCAAAAAUUCGAAGAAGAUGGUAAUGUCGACAUACAUUCUUUGGACAUUCCUGUAAAUGCUGUUGCUACAGCCCUGAAAGACUUCUUUUCCAAGAGACUACCACCGCUUAUUGACAAAGAACGUAUGAGCGAAUUGGAAGAUAUAUCAGGUGCACGAGGUAUUAGCAAACCUAUGUCGGCUACUUGUAUGAACAUGGAAGAUCGAAGUGGGAGAUUGUUAGCUCUUCGUCUGAUGCUCAACAAAUUAAAUCCUGUAAACUUUGAUGUUCUUAAAUUUGUAUUCCAGCACUUCGUGAAAGUUGCGGAGAAUUGUAAACUCAACAGUAUGGAUAGUAAGAACUUGGCGAUUUGCUGGUGGCCUACGUUACUACCGAUCGAAUUUAACGACCUUGGCAGAUUCGAGGCUAUGAGGCCAUACCUGGAGGACGUAGUCCAGACGAUGAUCGAUCAGUAUCCUUUCCUGUUUUGUGGCGAGGAUGCCGUUGUGAUGGUGUAGUGACGAAACGUGUCACCUAACCGUGCAGUGCAUAGUUCUCAACGUCUGUGCGAUAUGACUGCAGUAUUUCUUGUGAACAACGGUGAUGGAAGUGGUGCGUCCGACCGAGACCUCGCGAUAGUGCGCCUGCCUCACAAAGUGAUCCAAUAUGAUUUUUUUAUACGUUAUCGAUACAGUUUAUACGAUAUGAUACAGACGUAAAUGUUUGGUCUCAACAUAUAGUUUGUAUUAAUAACUAAACUUCGCUCUUUGGCGCACUCGUAAAAUACAACUGAUACAAGUCCCACGUAGGCACAACGUGGACGAGCAAAGUCUCUAUUUAAGUUUAGUCAUUUGCGUUCGUUUCAUUUUCGGAGUGUGUGACAAGCAAAAGAUUUCCCCUUGUGGAAUUCGAUUGAUCGAAUGGUCCUAAGAUGGUGGUUGUCCGCGUGGCGCGGAUCAGAUAAUAAUGCAAGCAUAAUAAGAGUCAAUCCAUGUGUCAUAACAGUAUGCAUGUCUCAUGUUGGAUGUAUUCAGAGCGAUGUAUUUAUUGAUAUUGUAUUAGGGAUAUAUGACUCGAUAUUUGAUAAUAGUGAUUAGCUUUACAUAGUUGUUAAGAAAGUAAGAUCGAUGUUGCUUUCUUUAUUCGCUUCUUUUCGCUCCGUCUUUCCGUUCUCUUUCUUCGUGUCUUCUUGUCCACAUUGCCAAGAACGAAAGUGCUGAGCGCAAAGUGACGACAUUGAUAUAGUCUCGUUGAAGAGACUGUUAUUAGUAUUUAAAAGAGGGUAUGUCCAGCCCACAUUUACGAAAGAUUUAUUAUGAAACGUAUAUAAAAUGAGAUUUAUCGUCGAAUAAUAUCUAUAUAUAGAUACAUAAUAUCUAUAUAUAAAUAUAUAUCUCACAUAGCAACGAUAUCAAAAAUGCCAGAAUUUUUAGCGUGUUUCCUUUUUUAGCCAAUGCACAAAUCGCCCCUCAGGUGUAUUUACUUUUGCAUUCUAUCGAUGUAGAUUAUCGUGCAAGAAUUUUUAAAUAGUUUUUAUCGUGUUAUUACGGCCAAGCGAACUCAAACGACGAUACAAUCCCUAUAUUCAUUCCGUCUGAAAAAGAUAAAGUAAAAAUGAAAAAAAAGAAACACGAAAAGCGUUACAUGUAAUUGCACAAUGUCUUGACAAAUAGCGAUAACGUGCGUAUGCGAAAAAGAAAACGAUAGGAUAGAGAUAAAAGGGGAAAACGUUUUGACAAAAGUUUCGCACACGCUACAUACACAGACAUACAUGGAAUCGAAAUAACUUAAGACAUAUUUAGAACUACGAACGCGAAUAUUAAGAUUUCUUAAAGCGGAUAUGUACAUAGAAUUUUACGACUUAAGAUAUAUACACAAAGUUCAUAAGACGUGAAACGCUAAAUUUAGGGAUUCUUUUGUUUCCGAGAGUAAAAGAAGUUCCGAUCAAGUAACUGAUGAUGUUUCGUCGUUCGUAUCUUCGCAAAAAAAAAUAAAAUACAGGAAAUAUUUAUUAUCACGCCAUCGUUGCGCAUAAAAGAUCCAGGCUUAGCAAUUCAGGUGAGAAAAGAGAAUUGUACCAUCUAACUUUUUACAUUUUAUCAAAAACGCGCAUUCGAAUACGUUAAUUUUUUUUCGCCGUUUGCUUUAAAUUCGCGCAAAUCCGCGGAUUUAGCGUAUCAUUUUCAAUAAGUGUGCCAUAACUUAAACUCGAUGUUAACGAUCGUAAUGACAGAUGUAUGCCUUUCGGCGGCUCAACAUUCGAAAGUAAGCAUGUUGUUUAAGCGCCGACCGCGCGCGAGCGUUCGCGAUCGCGGUGUAUUGCCGACAGAUACUUAAAUAUCGCCUCUGAAUGUUGGAGCCAUUAUGAAUAAGGGAAAAAAAGGAAGUAACAACAGUACACACACGCAUACGCACACAUGUACACGUAUACGUACACUUUUGUAAUCCGAGGAUUAAUCGCAAACAUUCCCGUAAGGAACGUCGAUGUUACUUUAUAGUCUCGCGAGAGACGCGUUUUAAUUGAACCGAGUCCGUGAAUUCAGAAAGUAAAGUUCGUGAAUGAAAUCUCGAGUCGAAAAAAGAGAUAUCUCUUAUUUAAUACGCACAUUUCUCUUGCAAAAAUCUCCCCAUAUCUUCGCAGCAAUUCACGAGCAGAGUAAUCGAUGUAUUUAAUUUCACGUUAAUACCUAAUUUAUUUUCCAAAUUCACAAAACUUUGAAGCGUUUAAAGCGUUCAAAAAUUAUUCAAAACCUUUUCCAUUAAACGUGUGGAAUGCCACCUCGCUCCGGAUUCAGGUCCUUUAUGUUGCUUUACGAUUGGCGAGUCUGCUAAAGUAAAAAAAUGGGACGCAGCUUUUGAAUCGAAUGUACGUUGCUUCUAGAGGUAACAAAGGGAGCGAAAGGAUUCUGGACUUGCCGAUCGUAAAGAACCAGAAUCUGGAGUAAGGAGGUAUUCUACAAAUUUUCUUUAAAAUUUGUAAAAUGUUGAAAAGCUUUUAUUUUAACAAAUAUUAAAGAUAUUUGGAAUUUUAUUAAAAUGUAAAUUCUUUGAGACUUUUCGCUGUAUUACCGCUCGUGUCUGCACGGUCUGAAUGGGAAAAAUGCAAAAUGUUUAUGCCAGACUGCUUGUUCACGUUAAACGGACUCGGAAAAACGCGCAUUUCGCAAAAACAGCCGCUCUGUAUUUAUAAGAAAAUCGUUGUAAUGAUAUUUCUACAAUCGACGCGUCGCAGGAACGCGCGCGACGGGAGGAAGAAGGAACGGAUCGUACAUUCCCAUUUAGUGGUAAAACAGAAGAGGAAAGGAAACAGAUUUUAUACAUUCGUACGUAUGUAAUUGUAUAAUGUUCUUAAAGUAGAUAGGGAAGGACGUCGAUGUUUCACGUGUGGGAUCUCGAACGCCGAAAGACGCCGCGCCGAAAGACCGUCGACGACUCGCGUGGAAAAAUUGUCAACGAUAACAAUGCGCGAAGUGUCGUCGAUGUAGUUGGGAAUGAUUGCUUAGAAAAUAUUUCGAUGCUCUUGUUAUCUUCUAUUUUAUAUAUUGUCCAUUUUGCAUGUAUCGAAUGGAUAAUUGAGUUGGAACCUCUAAGAAGUUUUUCCAUGCAUAAGAUUGCUUGCACCAACUCUUUCGUUGUUUAAAGAGUUAGAUCAAUGUAAAAUAGAAAUGUACUUUCAUAUGUUUUUAAUGAUACAAGUAAUAAAUUAUGAUUUUAAUUAUAUUUAGUGUAAUAAAAUUAAUAAAAUUGUAUUUAAAAUAUUUUUUUAUGUUCUCACACAGCUUGCUUGAAUAAUUUUGUGAAAAAAUGCAUUAAGAUGUUUACUCAAAAGCACUAAAUGAAAGUCUAAGUUGGCUAUCUGCUGCCUGGGCAUUCCAACGCGCUUGUAUAAAAAUAAUCUUAACUUCGUUAACUUUUUUCAAAUUUUUACACGAGCCUCAAAAUAAUCGUAAAAGUAUACGCUAUUUUUUUUAAAUUAGAGUAAUUUUUUUACUUUUUACAUUGAUCUAACCCCUUAAAAGUUGCCCAGUUAACGCUAAAUAUUUUUGAAGUAUUCAUGAAAUGUUCAUAAAGUCUAAAAUAAUAUUCCAAAAAUAUUCCAGUAUAUCCUGAAAUAUUUAUAGAAUGUGAAAGGAAUAUUCAAAUGUUAGUGAAAACAUUUAUGUUUGUAUUUUAGAUCUCCCAAGAAUAUUUAAAAAACAUAGAAUAGACGUAGAAUAAUAUUCGUAUUUUACAUAUUCGGAUGAUAUUCUAUACAUAUUCCUGAGAGAUUCUUAUAUAAUUUAUAUAUAUAUAUAUAUAUAUACACACACACACACACACAUACAUAUAACAUCUUAAAACAAGAGGAAAAAGGGGAAAUCUUAUAAUGCUGUGCUUUUCAUUCUAUCCCAUAUGAUUUAAGAAAAAUACAGUUUCGCCAUCUGGCGGCGAAAAUGUGUACUGUUCUGAACAUUUCACUAACAUUUGAAUGUGAACAUUCUAUUAUUCCAUAUUGACGAAAUACACAAUACAAACGAAACAUUUUAUGAAUGUUUAAUAUUUAACGCUAUUUGGAUAUAGUUCUGUCUUGGCGCCAAUAGAAUAUCUCUGCUCGUUAUUAGAAUGUUAUUAGAAUUCCCUUUUUGAGAUUUUAAUCUACGAAGAAUACUGUAUUUUUUAUCAUUGUAAUAUUGUAAUUUUUUAUCUGGAAUUUUCGUCAAUUUUAUUGUUGGUGCAAUUAUUAACAAUUCUACGUACAGUACAUGUUUCGUGUAAUAUUUUUCAACAAUUUGCAAUUAUUUCUUAUAAUAACUAUCAUUUGUAGCAGAAAUUUAGCUCGAACUAUAUGCUGCAAUGAUUGAAGAGAGUGCAAAAGUAGCUUAACUUAUUAUCUUGAAAAGAAUCUCCAGAUUGACGAGAGAAGAUAAUUAAAUUAAAAAUUGCAUCUAUUUGCGUACUCUUUCAUCAAUUCAAACAAAGUUAAUUCUCUCAGAUUUCUAUUUUGAAGAUAAAUAUAUUCUUCUUCAGAUCUCAAACUGAUCAAUUUUGUAUUUAAUAUUGAGUAAUAAUGUAUUUAAGUACUUAAAUACUGAAUAUUUUUAAUAAAUUAAAAGUGAACUAAGCUACUGUUGCACCGUAUCUUUCAGUUGCGGUCUGUCACUUUGUUGCAUUCUCGCAUCUACGAUGUAACGGUUAAGCAAUAACAUAGAAACGAACGUAGUAACUAAAUAUUCGAAGAAAUACUUGUCGACAGGCACGUGUAGUAGAUCGCGAAUUCCAUGUCCUUCGCGCAGCGUCAACAUCAUUAAUAUCAACAUCAGCAUCAUUAUCGUGUUGUCAUUACAAUCGUCCCUGCAUAGACCCUGCGUAUCCAUCGAGCGUCUUCUCUCCCGUGAAGCCUAAGGAGGAGAAAAAAAAAUCACUUUUCUAUGAUACGUCCGUUAAGAUUUCCGCUUGUCCUUUCUCGCUGUCCGAGGCCGGUCCGACGGUGGCUGGCCUCCCCCUGUUGAAUGUAACAGAUCCUUAAAUUAUCGUAGCCUGUGAUAAGACGUAGGCGAAAAUGGACCCCUUGUUUUCCCUUUAUUUAUAGCAUCGGCUUGAUGUACGAAUGUAUUAUAGUUGUACAGUUGCAUCGGGAUGAUGCGUGUUGUAAGCCCUCUCAUUUUUCUUGCGUUUUCGCAUUAUGCUGCCUCACCUCCUUUCUUCUUUUCCUUUUAUUUUUCGUGUCUAUCUUGCUUUAUCGCUCGUCACCGUUCUUUUGUGAGCUUCACCCGUCCUUGAAAGUCUCGUUUGUUGCCCGUAGUCUCGAAAUACCGUGCGAGCACUUCCGAAUCUACGGACGGUGAAUCGUGAAGAAAUGUAGGAAACACGCCUCUCAAUUAUGCUGGAAUCGUUAAUUCAGCAUAGUGACCAAACUUUCGUUUGAGUAAUAAAUAAGACGCGAGAUCUCAUUUUGUUUUUCUUCUUUAAAGUCGUGAAUGCGGAUCAAAGUAUUGGUGUGCUGAUUUCUUUCAGCAUGCUGAUUAACCGCAUUUUUACCGAUAUUUUAUACCUUCUUACGUUUUGCAUAAUAAAACGCAAACAUAUUUGCUACAUGAUAUUUUUGUAUUUCUUUUAUGAAGUAAUAUAUAAUUUUAUAUUUGAAUCAAUUUAAUUUCGAGUUUUAUGGGGAAUCCCUUUUUCCGGCCUUUCUCAACUCUCUCCCCCGCGGGAUCUACAUUUCUUCAUGGGAAUGUGAGCGGAACCGGCGGUGUGUGAGUGCUUGAAGUGUGAACUUGAGAGAAUUAAUACUCGAGAUUUGAUAACGAUAGCCUGUUAACCGCGAACUAAUAAUGAGACUCGUCGAUGAAAAAAAAGUUGAUAAGUAAAAUAAGUCAAUCCCUUUUUCUAAUCAAUAGGAGAGCGAUCGAGAUCGGAUCUACGGUUUUAUAAGAAUCUUUGAUAAAUAUUGGAUCGAGAAUAGCUAAUAAUUAAAAUAAUAAUAGUAAUAACAUUUAAUAGCCGUUUGUAUCGAAGGUGGCUAACGAAUAUUGACCAAGAUAGGACUGCUAAUUUCUACUUCGCUGAAAUCUCUUCAACCGCCUUCAGUUUCGCGCACUGAAGAUUAUGGCAUUUCGGAUCUGUUCUCUUUAUCUGCGUCUCCUAUUCCCUUUCUCCUCUCUCUUUUCACCCCUCAUUCUUUCCUUUCGUCUCUUCGAUAUAUUAACCCUGGAAUGCUACUCGUGUUUUUCUUCAUUACUGUGAACGAAGAUUUCUCCACGUAAUUAAGAAUUUUUUAAUAUUUUUUUUUAUGUUAGUGUCUAAUGUCUUGCAACCUUGUUGCAAGGUGUUAGAUUAACUGAACCAAUAUUACUUUUGUGUAAAAAAAUUAUUGAAUUGUCAAAAUUUCAAGAGUACAUAAUUGCGAAAUUUAUAUUAAUACUUGGGUGAAAAUUUACCCACAGUAGCAUUCCGCUCACAGAUAACAAAUAUAUAUUUAUUUCGUUUCUCUCGUUGUGUGCGCAGUCGAAAAGAACAGAUCUCCGGUUUCUCGAGGCUUGACCUAAGCAAAUGCGUAACAAAUGUACGUGCGAAAUGUUGGAGAACGAGGAGUGCCGUGUCGCAGUGCUGCUCGCAAAGUCUCGAAGCCGAAACCCGCGUCCAAAACGUCUCGCCGACGACGCUGAAAGAUUUAGUGAAUUUAGUCGAUUCCUUGAUUUCGGGAAACUUUUCGCAAGCGUGAUAGCCCUUCCCCUCUUCCUCACUCUAUUCCUCCCCUGCCCGCCCCUCGCCUCUUUCCCUCACGAAUACGUUUCCACCUUUCCUAAAUUAUCGCGUUUAUAAAUGUCGUCAUUUAUAUACAUGUAACGAUUUUUGUAAAUAAUCGGUAUACAUAUAUAAAUAUAAUUAUAUAUAUAAAUAUAAAUAAAUAAAUAUAUUAUAUAUAUAAAUUAUAUAUAUAUGAACGCAACGUGUAAAUGGACGGAACCUGUCUUCGUUGUAUCGAUAGUCUUAUAUCAGACUUGUAUAUGAACGGAGGGACUUUUGAUUAUUAAAAGUUUCCUAGAGUAAAAAAAA
Messenger RNA from Solenopsis invicta (red fire ant), 12486 nucleotides. It is a transcript of the gene RhoGAPp190, whose product is annotated as rho GTPase-activating protein 190. The record is from RefSeq and is a predicted model, not a curated record. Bases 468 to 5468 code for a protein of 1666 amino acids. Gene Ontology annotation, biological process: signal transduction. Gene Ontology annotation, molecular function: GTPase activity; GTP binding. The transcript is spliced from 23 exons. NCBI's taxonomy places the organism in Eukaryota, Metazoa, Arthropoda, Insecta, Hymenoptera, Formicidae.